Hymenoscyphus albidus is the source of this 2154-nucleotide messenger RNA. NCBI's taxonomy places the organism in Eukaryota, Fungi, Ascomycota, Leotiomycetes, Helotiales, Helotiaceae. The record is from the annotation of a GenBank genome assembly.
CGAUCCGGCAAAGUCUUUUUUCUCACUUUCGAGUGGUCGGCGGCAUAAUGUGCAACAGGCACUGCAGCCUACAGUCCAUGCUCUUCUGUCAUUCUUUCCCGGCCGUGCUAGUCUCAGGGAAGGAACUUAAUUUAGUCAUAAAAGCGAGGUUCGUUCAUUCCCAAUUUCAUGUAAGCUUGUACUCAGAUGUCACAAUUUACGACCCCGUUCAAUAACAAUCGCCGCCGAAUUUCGCCCAAAGAAUAAAUUGAAGGAUUUGGUGACAUGGAAGAACAAAGUAAGGUCAGUCAUCGCAAGAGAAAAAUUUACUGACCGAUUAUCCCAGCGUUAGAAAUGAGACUCGGUGAUACACUAGCCCCUUCCGAGACCCCAGCCACCGUCGAAUCCCCGGUGUUAUGUCCAAGCUCUAUUAAUGAGAAGGUUUUGAUAAGGAGAAUCGAUAUACGCGUGAUACCAAUGCUUGUUAUCAUAGCUCUCUCUUCAUUUCUUGAUCGGUAAGUAAAUAAGCCUACGUAUGUGCUGUUACUGAAUUAUGAACUAAUGAGGUCCAAGUGUAAACAUAUCCAAUGCUUUGACCAUGAGUCUUCCAAAAGACCUUGGGCUUAAGGGUGUUGAAACGAAUGUUGCACUUACGAUAUUUUUCAUUCCUUACAUCCUCUUCGAAAUACCAUCGAACCUAGUGAUUAAGAAAUUUAGGCCAAGUAUAUGGCGUAAGUAUUCUUUGCAGUUUCUUUAUUGAAUAAAACUUACACGCUCCUAGUUCCUGUAUGCAUUAUGUUCUUUGGAGUCGUCACACUUGCCCAGGGUUUUGGUGGGACCUCUUAUUGGGCCAAUUGAUGGUAUGCUAAAGAUCAAAACAGUGACAACUUAUAGAGGACUGCUGGUGACAAGAUUCUUUCUUGGGCUAGCAGAAGCGGGCGUCUAUCCGGGAAGUUCGUAAUUUAGCUCAAGUUACUUUGUAGCAUUUCGAAUGUUGACGAUAAAGCAGGUUUCUAUCUUAUUAGUACGUGGUAUAAGAGAGAAGAAUCCCAGAAAAGGUUCACCGCAUUUUAUGGCUCGGUGUUUAUCGCGAACAUAUGUGGAGGACUUCUAGCUAGCGGUAUUGCCAAGAUGGAUGGAAUCCGAGGCCUAGUAAGCAGCGUUCCCCCCCAGAAUUGUUGCUAGAUAGCAGGCGUGAGCAAGGGUGCUAUUGUAUCUGUACUUGUUUUUCCAAACAACUGACAUCCCAUAGCAUAACUGGCGAUGGAUUUUCAUUCUUGAAGGAGCAUUUACACUUCUCGUCGGGAUUCUGUCUCUUUUCCUAGUCGCAGAAUUCCCAGAAAAUGCAACGUGGCUCAGCGACGAAGAAAGAAAAUUUGUUAUUGCCAGGGCUAAAUGCACUGGCCAGACUGAUAAUAUUACUCCACGCGACAUUGUGGUAUUCUUCAAAGACCCGAAUAACAUUUUGGCGGGCAUCAUGUACUUGUGUAGGUCUCGUAUGAAAGUAUUGAGUUGCCGAUAUGCUGACAUUUCCCAAGGCCUUAUAAUCCCCAUAUAUUGUGAGUCCUCCCUUCGUUUCUGUAAACAAAACUGAUUUCUUUCGUGAAGCUUUUGCAUACUUUACACCGACAAUUGUCAAAACUUUGGGAUACUCGGUGAUCCAAACUCAGCUUCAUUCAGUGCCGCCUAUAGCAGCAGCUUUUGUAUUAUGCACCCUCUUGGCCUACUUGUCAGAUAAAGUUCGACUGCGCUUUCCCUUUAUCGCGUUCGGUAUAAUUUUGGGGAUCUCUGGUCUUUCAAUAAUGAUGACGAUACGCCACAACUUUUCAGUACAGUAUGCCGGUCUGUGUCUCGCAGCAAUGGGGUUGUUCUCAUGCUCACCCUUGAUUAUUUGCUGGUAUGUCAUGAAUUUCCAAAGCCAUACCGAAAGAGCAAUUGGAACAGCAUGGUUGAAUGCUUUUGGAAAUUGUGGAGGAUUUGUUGCGACUUUUGCGUUUCUUCAAACGGAUGCUCCUUAUUACCAUAUUGGGUACACGAUUUGUAUGGUUGCCGUUUGCCUUUGUGGUGGAGCUGCAAGUUUAUAUGCUUUGUUGCUCCGCAGAAAGAAUAUGGCCCUGAGAAGUAGCACUAUGGGCGAGAAAUCUACACCGUACUACUCAUUGUAAAUAAAGAAGC